Molecule: messenger RNA, 3411 nt
Organism: Hipposideros armiger (great roundleaf bat)
Lineage: Eukaryota; Metazoa; Chordata; Mammalia; Chiroptera; Hipposideridae
Gene: ZNF674
Product: zinc finger protein 674
Exons: 4
Coding region: 499-2328 (609 amino acids)
Biological process (GO): regulation of transcription by RNA polymerase II
Cellular component (GO): nucleus
Molecular function (GO): DNA-binding transcription activator activity, RNA polymerase II-specific; RNA polymerase II cis-regulatory region sequence-specific DNA binding
Source: RefSeq, a predicted model, not a curated record
AGCUGUUACAUUAUGAAAAAGGAAUUCAGUUCAUUUUAUGAAACCACUUAACCUUAAAUUUGAAGAAGAUACUACAAAAAUGUAAAUUAUAGACCAUUUUCACUUAAGAAUACACAUGCCAAAAUUCUAGAAACAUUCUGAAUAGAGCAUUCAUAAAUUGAAUUGAGCAUUUAAAAAAGUAAUUUGUAGACAUGGUAAAAAACUCAAACAAAAGCUGUCUUCAACAAAAGGUGAAAAAUAAUUCUCCCUCUUAUCCUGUGCCUGUCUCCUUCAUUUUCUAUGCACUCUUCCAGAGAUCGUGUAUGCAUAUCUGUGUAUCUCAAUAUAAGAACCCCUUUUCUUUUUUAUUUCUUUUUUAUAUAUUACAGCACAUUUUGGUCUUUUUCAUGAUCAUUCCAUUUCACUAUGUAUUUGGUCACCCCAGGUUUUCUCAUUUUGGCACUCUUGACAUUUUAGGCUGGAUAAUGCUAUGUUAUAGAGGGCUUCCAUGUGCAUUGGAUGAUAUUUAACAACAUUGCUGACCUCUGCCCUCUUGAUGUCAGCACCCCCAUUCAACCUCGUCAUGAAAAUGAAAAAUUUCUACAGACAUUGCCAAAUGUUCCCUGGAGGACAAAAUCACCUAAGGAAUUGUUGACCUUCAGGGACGUGUUUCUGGACUUCACCUUGGAGGAGUGGCAGCAGCUGGACUCUACUCAGAAGAACCUCUACAGGGAUGUCAUGCUGGAGAACUACAGCCACCUGGUCUCUGUGGGAUACCUGGUGGCCAAACCGGAUGUGAUCUUCAGGUUGGGACAAGAAGAGGCCAGGAGGGCAGAUGGAGAACCCACAAUGUGGAGCUGUCCAGAAUUCUGGAAAGUUGGUGACCAGAAUGAUAACCACAAGGAAAGCCAAGAUAAACCUCUGUGGCAAGCUGCAUUUAUAGACAAGGAAACACUGAAAGAUGAAAGUGGCCAAGAAUUCAAAACAUGCAGAAAAAUUAUUUAUCUCAGCACAGACUUUGUUUCUAUAAGACAAAGAUUCCCUAAAUAUUAUUCAUGGGAAAGAUGUUCAAAACAUAAUUUAAAGUUUCUUAGUAAAAAUAGAAGCUAUGUAAGAAAGAAAGAUGAUAAAUGUCAGACAUAUUGGAAAUUAUGCUUUCAUUCUAAUCUUGAUAAAACUCAACCAGGAGAGAAAUUCUUUGAACCUAAUCAGCAUGUAAAAACCUUCCACCCUAAGCAAGCCCUUAAUAAAAGUCAGAUAAUUCAAACUGGGGAGAAAGUCUAUGAAUGUUCUGACUGUGGAAAAGUUUUUAUCCAGAAAGCAAAUCUUGUUGUACAUCAGAGAACUCACACUGGAGAGAAACCUUAUGAAUGUUGUGAGUGUGCAAAAGCUUUCAGCCAGAAGUCAACCCUCAUUGCACACCAGAGAACUCAUACAGGGGAGAAGCCCUAUGAAUGCAGUGAAUGCGGGAAAACCUUUAUCCAGAAGUCAACUCUGAUUAAACAUCAGCGAACUCAUACAGGAGAGAAACCAUUUGUAUGCGGUGAAUGUGCAAAAGCUUUUAAGAGUUCGUAUCAUCUUAUUAGACAUGAAAAAACACACAUUAGACAAGCAUUUUAUGAAGGUAUCAAAUGUGGAAAGCCCAGGCUGAUGCAUCAAAGGAUGCAUAGGGUUGAGAAACCUGAGUGCAGUAAACAUGGGAAACCCUUUGAUGAGAAGCGCACUCCCAUUAAACGUCACAGAAUGCAUACAAAAGACAAAUCUUAUGAGUGCAGUGAAUGUGGAAAAAGCUUCAAGGGAAAGUCACACCUCUCUGUUCAUCAUAGAAUCCACACAGGAGAGAAACCCUAUGAAUGUAGCAUAUGUGGGAAGACUUUCAGUGGAAAAUCACACCUCUCUGUCCAUCAUAGAACUCAUACAGGAGAGAAACCUUAUGAAUGUAGAAGAUGUGGGAAAGCCUUUGGUGAAAAGUCAACCCUUACUGUACAUCAGAGAACUCAUACAGGAGAAAAACCCUAUAAAUGUGAUGAAUGUGGAAAAGCCUUCAGUGAGAAGUCACCCCUGAUUAAACAUCAGAGAAUUCAUACAGGAGAGAGACCCUAUGAAUGCAGUGACUGUAGGAAAGCGUUCAGUAGGAAGUCAACGCUCAUUAAACAUCAGAGAAUUCACACAGGAGAAAAACCCUAUGAAUGUAGUGAAUGUGGGAAAGCUUUCAGUGUGAAAUCGACUCUCAUUGUACAUCAUAGAACUCAUACAGGAGAGAAACCCUAUGAAUGCAGAGAAUGUGGCAAAGCCUUCAGUGGGAAGUCAACUCUCAUUAAACAUCAGAGAAGUCAUUCAGGAGAUUAAACCUCUUAAUACACUUAAGAGUGGGAUAAUUUUACUAAUAGUUAUACCUCAUUAUAUGUCAAUUCAUCCUGGGAAGUAACCUUAUAAAUGUCAAAAGUGUCAUACACUCUUCACAUAUUAUUUAGUGUUCAUUUAACUUAAUAAAAAAGGCACCAAAGUAUGAUUGAAGAAGCAUAUAAUAGAUGUGAUCAAUUUUUCACCGAGAAUUCUUACCCAUGAGUGACAAAUUGUAUAUUGAAUAACUCAAGUUACAAAACUGUGAGUGUAUUGAUGUGGGAAAGCCUUUAGAGAGGAUUUAAAUGUCAUUCCCUAUCAUUAUUUAUGCUGAGGAAAAACUAAGAAUUUAAUGAGUUUAGAAAACUGUGCUAGAAAUUAUGAGAGAAAUAUGUUCCAUACUCUAUACCAAACAUUUUUUGAAAAAGGUGCAGAGGUUGCAAAUAAGCACUUAGUUAUAACAUUCAGAUAUGUUCACUGUGAAGUAGAGUAUGAUAUUUGUGAAAGAACAGCAUAAUAAAGCAUAAAAUAGUAAUCCUAGCUAGGGCAAACUCCCAGUUUAUUUCUUCAACAAAUAGAAAAGUUGUUCCUUAAAUAGAGUGAGAGAGGAUGAGUUAGCAUGAUCCCCGAAAGGAGCUCAAACGAGAUCUUACACAUAUUAGCAUCUUCAGUGCAGACAUGCAGACCCCUUACAGAAAAGGCAUAUAGUAAGUUUUAACACACCUCAAUUAGGAACAGUGCUUAUAACUUAAUAUUUUGUCUUUUGAGAAAGAAUAAUUAUUAUCUUAUGGUUAUAUUUUAUGGCUCAUUUCAUGAUGCAAUAAAAGAUUUUUAAUUUUCAGUGUAUCGCCCAUAAAAGCAAUAUUAAAGUAGCAAAAAAAUAGAAGAAAAUUGAAUAUCCAAUAAGCAAUCGAUUUAAAAUUAUAUAUAAGAAAAGUGGAAUAGUAUGCACCAAUUAAGAAUUAUCCUUUAUUAUGUUUGAGGAUUUGGGGAAAUGUUCAUGGUAAUCUGCCAAGUGAAAAAACAGACUAUAAAACAAUGUACCACAUGAUUUACAUUGUGAAUAAAUACAUAGAGGAUGGAUAUUCA